GGAGAGAGAUUAAAUAGAAGGCAGGCGCAGCAGCAGACUGCUAUAUCCGCCAGAAGGAGACCGAGGAUACCAGCUGCUAGCUACGUUAGCCGCAGUAGACAGUUAGCACCUAGCUCCAAGAGUACUAGCUCCUUUACUAACACAUGAGGGAGUGAGCCAGCAGGGUCAGAGUGACAGUGUGAGAGCCGGAGCUCUGAGCGCCCGCUCGGCCGUUCCGAACUGACUCCUUCUGCUUGCGUGAAGCUGCGUGAGCGCCACAGCGGGAGAGAGACAGAGAGAGUUUGUGUACAUUCAAGCCCACAUAUCUCGCUCUUCUUGUAAAGCAGCGUGUCUGUGAAGGUGUGUGAGGUGGAGCUCAUUAGCAAUAGAGGAAGUGGACCCAUAAACACUGCCUGACUGUCGGCUGUUUACAAUCGGUGUCCGGUUACUUCUCUCCACGUCUCCUACCGAUAACCGACUAAUCGGCGGCAGCAUGAUGUUGAGGUUUGCAGCGGUGCGAGGCGGCCUCGGCCUGCUCGCCGUCAGGAGGGCGUGUCUCCUGUCCCGGUCCGCCCACUCUGCGCCGCAGACCGAGUACCGACCCAUCAAGAAGGUCAUGGUGGCCAACAGAGGUGAAAUUGCCAUCAGAGUGUUCAGAGCCUGCACCGAACUGGGGAUUCGCACCGUGGCUGUUUACUCUGAGCAAGACACCGGACAGAUGCACAGGCAGAAGGCAGAUGAGGCCUACCUGAUCGGAAAAGGUUUGCCACCAGUGGCGGCGUACCUGCACAUUCCAGACAUCAUCAAAGUGGCCAAGGAAAACGGCGUGGAUGCCAUCCAUCCUGGCUACGGCUUCCUUUCUGAGCGCUCAGACUUCGCUCAGGCCUGCUCCGACGCUGGCGUCAGGUUUGUCGGGCCGAGCCCAGACACGGUCCGCAAGAUGGGAGACAAAGUGGAGGCGCGCUCGCUGGCGAUUGGAGCAGGUGUUCCUGUGGUCCCGGGAACCGACUCGCCCAUCUCCAGCCUGCAGGAGGCGCAGGCGUUCGCCCAGACCUACGGCUUCCCCAUCAUCUUCAAAGCGGCGUACGGAGGAGGCGGGCGCGGCAUGAGGGUGGUCCGCGAGUACGAGGAACUGGAGGAGAAUUACCAGCGGGCGUACUCUGAGGCCCUGACGGCUUUUGGGAACGGAGCGCUGUUUAUCGAGAAGUUUAUCGAAAAGCCGAGACACAUUGAAGUCCAGAUCCUCGGUGAUAAAUAUGGUAAUGUCAUCCAUCUGUACGAGAGGGACUGCUCCAUUCAGCGGAGACACCAGAAGGUUGUGGAGAUUGCACCUGGCUUCCAGCUGGACCCACAGCUGAGAGACAGACUUCAUGCUGACGCCGUCAACCUGGCCAGACAGGUGGGAUACGAGAACGCGGGAACCGUGGAGUUCCUGGUGGACAAACAUGGAAAACACUACUUCAUUGAGGUCAACUCCCGGCUCCAGGUCGAACACACGGUCACCGAGGAAAUCACGGAGUAAGUGGCGGAUGUUUAUUUGCC
Messenger RNA from Poecilia latipinna (sailfin molly), 1521 nucleotides. Its product is annotated as pyruvate carboxylase, mitochondrial-like. Bases 473 to 1501 code for a protein of 342 amino acids. Gene Ontology annotation, molecular function: ATP binding; metal ion binding; pyruvate carboxylase activity. The record is from RefSeq and is a predicted model, not a curated record. NCBI's taxonomy places the organism in Eukaryota, Metazoa, Chordata, Actinopteri, Cyprinodontiformes, Poeciliidae. Gene Ontology annotation, biological process: pyruvate metabolic process; gluconeogenesis. Gene Ontology annotation, cellular component: cytoplasm. The transcript is spliced from 10 exons.